Mus musculus (house mouse) is the source of this 3077-nucleotide messenger RNA. RefSeq names its product histocompatibility 2, T region locus 22 (gene H2-T22). Gene Ontology annotation, cellular component: phagocytic vesicle membrane; membrane; lumenal side of endoplasmic reticulum membrane. The transcript is spliced from 9 exons. The record is from RefSeq and is marked validated. Bases 318 to 1457 code for a protein of 379 amino acids. Lineage: Eukaryota; Metazoa; Chordata; Mammalia; Rodentia; Muridae.
CUUUUACCGCCCUGCUCUCUCUGCGACCCUCCUCUCCCCAGGCAGGGUUGAGAGCAAGAAGGUGCAGGAUGUAGGCCUGCAGAAUUGUCAGACCCAGUGGCGGCUUUUGCCACUGGAAGAAUUUCCAACAUAAAACAGAGGAUCAGUUUGGGACAAUCGAUUCUGCGACCAGAGGUAGUGUCAUUUGGUUACUUUUAAAAUUCAGAUUUUCUGGUGUUUUCCAAUCACUCGCGACUGUAAUUUGAAGUUGGGUUCUGAGAUAAUACAAUCGCUGUCGCUCUAGUUUAUAAAGCUGUCCAAGAUCUGCCCAGUCCCAGAUGUCCUGGGUCCUCAGGGCCGCUGUGGUCUGCGCCCUUCUCCUGCAGCUGGAUGCCAGACCAUCCUGGACUCGGAUCCCUUUGGGUUCACACUCGCUUAGGUAUUUCUACACCGCUGUGUCCCGGCCUGGCCUUGGGGAGCCCUGGUUCAUAAUCGUCGGCUAUGUGGACGACAUGCAGGUCCUGCGCUUCAGCAGCAAGGAGGAGACUCCGAGGAUGGCACCCUGGCUGGAGCAGGAGGAAGCAGAUAACUGGGAGCAGCAGACUCGUAUAGUCACAAUUCAAGGACAGCUGUCUGAAAGGAAUCUGAUGACCCUGGUUCAUUUUUACAACAAGAGCAUGGACGACUCUCACACACUACAGUGGCUGCAAGGCUGCGAUGUGGAGCCAGAUCGGCACCUGUGUCUCUGGUACAACCAGCUCGCCUAUGAUAGCGAGGAUCUCCCCACCCUGAACGAAAACCCAAGUUCCUGUACAGUGGGAAACAGCACUGUACCUCACAUCUCUCAGGACCUGAAGAGCCACUGCUCAGAUCUGCUGCAGAAAUACCUGGAAAAAGGGAAGGAGAGGCUGCUGCGUUCAGACCCUCCAAAGGCACAUGUGACCCGUCACCCCAGACCUGAAGGUGAUGUCACCCUGAGGUGUUGGGCCCUGGGCUUCUACCCUGCUGACAUCACCCUGACCUGGCAGUUGAAUGGGGAGGAGCUGACCCAGGACAUGGAGCUUGUGGAGACCAGGCCUGCAGGGGAUGGAACCUUCCAGAAGUGGGCAGCUGUGGUGGUGCCUCUUGGGAAAGAGCAGAGUUACACAUGCCAUGUGUACCAUGAGGGGCUGCCUGAGCCCCUCAUCCUGAGAUGGGAGCCUGCAUGGUACCAAAAGCCUUGGAUUUGGAUUGUUGCCAUGGUUUUCAUUUUGUUCAUCAUUUGUCUCUGUGUGGUUUGCAUAUGCAUGAAGAAGAAUGCAGGUGGGAGAGGAAGGCGUGACACCCAAGAAGCAGGCAGAGACAGUCCCCAAGACUCUAGCAAGACUGUUGUGGAUGAUGAGGAGAUGGGGGUUUGCUUUUGGAAGAUUAAGUCCUGUAAAACUUGUCUAGGCCACUCCCCAGGAACUUCAGUUGGCGAGUCUUUACUGUCACCUUGACUGGAUUUAGGAUCAUCUGGGAGAUGCCCCUUUGAGUGGCUGGGCUGUGAGGACAGCAGGCCAGUUCUUGCCACCCUGGACAGAAACACAUCUCACCUUUCUGGCUCAAGGAUCUGAACACCUGUCUCUUGCCUACUCGGCUUCUAGUCAGGCAUUUUGUCACCUUGUCAAGGGUCCCAGGGACACAAAGCUCCCUCCUCUCACCCACAGCACUCUGGGUCCUACCCUCAGUGCUUCAGGGACAUUUAAUCAGGUCAAAUUGGGAUCAAUGGCUUUGAUGCAGAAAAGAACUGUGGACUAAUAGAGAUAGGGUUUAAUUAAAAAAUAUAUCUUUUUAAUUUUAAGGUGUCUUAAAUCUAUUUAUUUAUUGGGUAUGUGCAUGUGAGAGCUAUAGCGCACGUGUGGGAGACAGAGGACAACUUGCUGGAGUCAGUUCUCUUCCUCCACCAGGUAGGUCCCAGGGAUGGUUCUCAGGUCAGCAAACUUGGACACAGUGCCUUUACCCACUGAGCACCUGGCUGACCCAACAAAGUAUUUUUUGAAGGUCGGCUCAUUUGUUGUUACUCAUUUUUACUUGACUUUGACUUGGAGGUAAAAGCAGCCUACAUCUCUUGGCAGUCUGAUCUUGGCAUUUUUUCUGUGGCUUCCUUCAUUCUCUUGGCCCAAGGCUUAGCUCUGUAGCCUCUCCUCGGUCUCCAUAGCAACGCUUAGCUCUACAGCCUCUCUCCAUCUCCAUAGCACCUAGUCUCUACUGAACAAUACAUUGGUGUUUUGUUGCAGGACAGGUGGAGUAAGGAGAUGCUGGGUCUUGGAUCUUGGGGGCUGUGGUCCUGGGCUUCUUCCCUUCUUUGCUUGCUUUCUCACAACGUGUUGACUGGCACCAUCAGCUUCUUUGGAAAGACUGAAAAGCUUUCCGAUUCUGCAGUUCUUUGGGGCCCAGGAGUAUCUGUCAGUCCAGGAAUCUCCUUUUCUCCUUGGCUCAUGAUAACCGAGUUGAGGACUCAGACUGGCAUCCGUAACGUGCCUGCAGACAGACUCAGCCUGCCUCUCUCCAGCUUUCCUUGGUCACAACAGCAGGUGCACUUGGCCGUGGGUCCAGACACCUUGCUGGGACCUUCCAAGGGAAAGCCUUGUUUGCUGUUCCCAUCGCUGGUUCGGACCAUGUAUCCCUUUGACUAUUCACCAGAGGGUCAGCAGCUACUUGUGUGACCAUUCGCCUCUCCUGGAAAGUACAUAGCUUGCAUUCAUGCUCCAGGAGUUGCUGGCAGCCAGCGUCUGGGAAGGAGACAUCCAGCUUCAUCUUGUCAUAGCCGAACACCUGGGAAGGGCCAGGAAAAAGAAAAAAAUAAAAGCAUGUUAAUGUAGACUUUCGGCAGGAAGAUUUAGAGAGGUGCCAAGAAAAGAGAAAGAUAAAUGUUAAGAAAAAAUGGCUGCUGCUGGCCAUUAAUCCCAGCACUUGGGAGGCAGAGGCAGGGGGAUUUCUGAGUUUGAGGCCAGCCUGGUCUACAGAGUUCCAGGACUGCCAGGGUGAUACAAAGUAACUGUCUCAAAAGAUAUAAUUAAUUAAUUUAAAAGUAAACAUACUUUUAAGAAAUCAAAUAAAUCCAGAUCUGAAAUAUU